Molecule: messenger RNA, 2824 nt
Organism: Drosophila erecta
Lineage: Eukaryota; Metazoa; Arthropoda; Insecta; Diptera; Drosophilidae
Product: alanine--glyoxylate aminotransferase 2, mitochondrial
Exons: 4
Coding region: 257-1795 (512 amino acids)
Biological process (GO): glyoxylate catabolic process
Cellular component (GO): mitochondrion
Molecular function (GO): L-alanine:glyoxylate transaminase activity; pyridoxal phosphate binding
Source: RefSeq, a predicted model, not a curated record
CGCGGCCUUGACUUUGCUCUCCAAUCCGACAACAGAGGCCAAAGCUCUCCGUUGAUCGAGCUUUCUCCACGGGCACUGCAAUCGGAUUGUGUUCGCCAAUCAGUUGAUCCACCACCGCCGUUACUGGUGGACGACUGCCCUCGCGAAGAACACGUGGCGCACAGUUGAUUCGAGUUGAAAUAGUUCAUUCAAACCAAAAAAAAAUUCAAAUACAUCAAAAAGUGAUAAGAACGUAAAAAAUCAUCAGAAACUAAAAAUGAUGUGCAAGCGACUAUUGGCUCAGACCAGGCGGGUCCUUCCAAGGUCCAGCUCAUCGCUGCACUCAAAGGCAGCCUCCGCCAUGGUAACCCAGAUGCCAACUGAGAUGCCCGACUGCGACCACCGGCCGGUGGCCUACGAGGGCUCCAGCUACGAGCAAAUCCUCAAGACACGGCGCAAUCACCUGACGCCGAACCUGCUGGCCCACUUCAAAAAGCCACUUGUGAUCCACGCUGGCCACAUGCAGUGGCUGUACGAUCACGAGGGCCGGCGCUACCUGGACAUGUUUGGCGGCAUCGUUACUGUGUCCGUUGGCCAUUGUCACCCAAAGGUGAACCAGGCGCUUAGUGAGCAGACUGCCAAACUCUGGCACACGACUAACAUCUACAUGCACCCCAAGAUCCACGAGUAUGCCGAGCGACUGGUGGCCAAGUUCCCAGGUGACCUCAAAAGCGUGUGUUUCGUGAACUCCGGAUCGGAGGCCAACGAUCUGGCUAUGCUAAUGGCGCGCCUUCACACAGGCAACCAGGACAUUCUUUCCUUGCGCAACUGCUAUCACGGCAUGUCGCCGUACACCAUGGGCCUCACGGCACACUCCACCUGGCGCUUUCCGCUGCCGGGCGUAAACAACGGACUUGUGCACGUGAUGAACCCCGAUCCGUACCAGGGAAUUUGGGGUGGCUCAAACUGCCGGGACUCGCCUGUGCAGACCACCCGCGAAUGCCAGUGCACCGUGGGCUGCCAGGCCGGCGACGCCUACUACAACGAGCUGGAGGAGACCUUCAAGUAUUCCUUGCCGCGCGGCAAGGUGGCUGCCAUGUUUGCAGAGUCAAUCCAGGGUGUCGGCGGAACGGUGCAGUUUCCAAAAGGGUACCUAAAGCGGGCGGCGGCACUGGUCAAGGCUAACGGAGGACUCUUUGUGGCCGACGAGGUUCAGACUGGCUUUGGACGAACCGGUGAGCAUUUCUGGGGGUUCGAGGGCCACGACUACGUCCCCGACAUAGUCACCAUGGCCAAGGGCAUUGGAAACGGCUUCCCACUGGCCGCCGUUGUCACCACGCCAGAGAUCGCGGCCUCCCUGGGCCAGGCCCUGCACUUCAACACUUACGGAGGAAACCCAAUGGCCAGCGCCGUAGGCAUUGCCGUGCUAGACGUGAUCGAGGAGGAGCAGCUGCAGCGCAACUCACUGGAAGUGGGCACCUACUUCCUAACAGGUCUGGCCAAAUUGCAACAGCGCUUCGAGAUCAUUGGCGACGUGCGGGGUAAAGGCCUGAUGAUCGGCGUGGAGCUGGUGGGCAAUCGGGAAAAGCGUACCCCUCUGGCUACGCCCCACGUCCUGGACAUCUGGGAGAAGUGCAAGGACCUAGGAGUGCUCUUUGGACGCGGAGGUCUUCAUGGAAACGUGCUAAGUAUGAGACCACCCCUAUGCCUAGGUGCCGAAGACGUGGAAUUUGCCCUGGAAACCCUGGAGGAAGUCUUUAAGUUUCAUAUGAGUAAGAGCCCUCGCAGUUGGAGAAACAGCCCAAGGGUGAUGUAGAAUAGUUGUACUUCAGAGCUUAUUUAUUCGCUUUGCUUACAAACUAGUAAUUGAACAACAUUAUAGAGCAGCAUUAUGAUCAACAAUCGAGUCUAAGAGCUAGUGCUUUUUGAGCGAGGCUUAGACUUAGUUAUAAAUGUACAUCUUAGGAGUUGUAAGUAGUAAUGUGUAAUGUGACGUAUUACACCCGCGUACAUAGUUUUAGGGAAAGAGUGUGAUUCGAAUCCGUAUCCUUAAGCUAGUGUAAUGUUUGGUUUCAGUGGCAUUGCCUUGAGCACAAAUAAAUAAAACAACUCGAAGAUCACCUUAGUUUAAACUAGUUAAUGCAAAAACGCAGUCUUCUUUUAAAGUCCAGGAGAUUAUCUUUGGCUGGGGGUCCUGUGCGACUCCGUUCCCCAAGUGGUUCCUGUUAAACUUGUACGUCGGGAUGCUUGCCCUCGUUGUUGUAAUCCGCGUUAAGCAGCGUCUCAGCCAGCUCCUUCCUUGCCUUCUGCAACACCCAAAACAUCAAGGCCACUCCACAAAUUACCUUAAAGACACAAAGUGGAUUAAAACAAGUCUUACUAAACAGCAAUAAUUAAGCAAUGCAAAAACUAUUUGUCAUACGAUCUAAGAAUCCAAGGCGAACCUACCUCAAACACAAAGCUGAUAUAACCCGUCAGUUUGGUCUCGUUAUCACUGAGCACUUCGUGCAUGGACCUUAGAGUAGAACCCAAGUAAACAUUAAUGGUUUGGGCUGGCAGCAACCCUAUCAGCGUGGCCACAUGAUAGUCUCUUGUAUUGAUGGAACUGAUCUGUGAAAAUAAUUAAGUGUCACGAUUUUGUUGUACUACGACAGAUUCAGGCGGGGAGAAUACACAUGACUUUUAAGGAAAACUGGUUUUUGUUAAUUUGAACUGCAGUGAAAUUAAACGAAUAUAUUAACUUAUAUCGUAUACGACUGCUAAUUUUAGAAUUUAAACGCGGUUUCUUAUCCGUAUAAUUAGCUCUUUAAGUAGUUCAGUAAAUAUUUUUAAAUGUAAAUAUACA